GCUGAGCUCGUGUGCGGCGGCGGCGGCGGCGGCGGUGGUGUUAGCGGCGGCUGCAGCAAAGCGUCUGACGAGAUGUCUCACACCAUUUUGCUGGUACAGCCUACCAAGAGGCCAGAAGGCAGGACUUAUGCAGACUAUGAGUCUGUGAAUGAGUGCAUGGAAGGUGUUUGUAAGAUGUACGAAGAACAUCUGAAAAGAAUGAAUCCCAACAGCCCCUCCAUCACAUACGAUAUCAGUCAGUUGUUUGAUUUUAUUGAUGAUCUGGCAGAUCUCAGCUGUCUUGUUUACCGAGCUGAUACACAGACAUACCAGCCUUAUAACAAAGACUGGAUCAAAGAGAAGAUCUACGUGCUCCUUCGUCGACAGGCCCAACAAGCUGGGAAGUAGUUGAGUCGGAAGCAUUAGGGGCUGGGGGUGGGCUUGGAACAGGUGCAUACAGCGUGCUGUAGUGAACAUUUUGUAUGAUAGUAAUCCUGUUUCCAUUUUGUUACGCUAGAGCCAAGAUUGAAUGUAUGACAUGGAACAUGAAUGAUAUUUUCAUUCUGAAAACUACCAUUAUUGCCCC
Messenger RNA from Arvicola amphibius (Eurasian water vole), 565 nucleotides. RefSeq names its product enhancer of rudimentary homolog. Bases 73 to 387 code for a protein of 104 amino acids. The transcript has a single exon. The record is from RefSeq and is a predicted model, not a curated record. Lineage: Eukaryota; Metazoa; Chordata; Mammalia; Rodentia; Cricetidae.